AUGUUAAACAGUUCUGAUAAUAGUUCAGAGGAAGAUUACAUCCCAUUGAGUCUACAUGUCGUGACAUUCAGUAUUGUGUUUAUGGGAAUAGACAUAGUCUUCAGCCUCCUGACAAACAUUUUGCUGAUGUUGACAAUCAUAAAUGCACCGAGUUUGCGCACUCCACCAAAUAAUCACUUGUUGAAUAUCGGAAUGAAUAACGUAAUUCUAUGUCUUUGUAUGAUACUCUCACUUGUGAGUGUCGGAACAAAGAGAGAAGAUCUCGUCUAUGUUCAAUCUGUCACUGGUUUUCAGUUGUUCAUAGUCUCCAAUUGCUCUCUGCAGUAUCUAUGUGCAUUUACGUCUAUAUGUAUUUACCGAAAAACGACUAUCAAAAGACCUUCUUUAUGUUUACGCAUGCGUAAAAGAAUGGUUACACGUUCAAUUUUAUGUGGAUGGAUAGCUUCAGUUCUGUUGUCUGUCGUCUUCUGUUUGUCAUUUAUGCCAAAUAAUGAUCGGGCUUGUGAUACAUUAAAUCCUUUUCAAAGGGAGUUUCGCGUUUGUGACAGUCGGAAACGCCUUACUUCAGAACAACUGGUGAUCUUGAUUGUUUACGUUGGUUCAUAUGUUGCAGGACUUUUCAUUAUUUUCUCUUCAUAUUACAGUAUUUGUAAAUCUCUUAAUUUGACUGGAACAUUCAGGAAGAGCCGCGUUUCUCCUUGGAAUAGGAAUUCAAGUAUGUCGUCUGAAGCAGGGCCAGAUACACUUGAUCAAACACAGCAGAUGAAUGGCGAUAGUGACUUUGUGAAACCUUACACGAUAUCAUCUGGUAAAUCUGAUGACAUCAUUGUGCACUACCAACGCAGUGAACACGCUCUCACAUUUGAAGACAUAUUUGCACUUGAAAAUCCAAUCCUUGCCGCAAAGCUGAAACAGAACAAUUCUCAAAAGAAACCAUUGAAGCCAACUCUCUCAAACACAAGUACACAAUCAACAAAGUCUAAAAUUUGUACUUUUACAGACAUAUCGCCCGUUGCUAACUUGCAGAGAAUUCAGAACAUAAAAAAUGCCUCCGCAUUACGGAACCAGUCUUUGAGGAGAGACAGAGUAAGCCUAAGUAGCGCUACAAAGAACAGUUUUAUAAUGUUUAUUGCAUACUUGGUAUGCUCUUUUCCCCUACUGAUUCUAUGCAUCCCAGGAGUUCUUGAUUUCAUGUCUACAGAUGCCCGGAUCAACACAAUCGUUAUGUGUCAUCUUCUCUUUUACAUCAAUGCUUGUUUCUAUCCAAUGUGGUAUUUGCUAUUUAGUAAACGUGUUCGACAGUGUCUUUUCAGACUUUUAGAAAAUAUUUUGAUAAGACUGCAAGUUAGGAGAUAGCAUUUUUUUUCUAUAAUUCAUGCGACA
Messenger RNA from Ostrea edulis (European flat oyster), 1383 nucleotides. RefSeq lists its product as uncharacterized. Gene Ontology annotation, cellular component: membrane. Lineage: Eukaryota; Metazoa; Mollusca; Bivalvia; Ostreida; Ostreidae. Gene Ontology annotation, molecular function: G protein-coupled receptor activity. The coding region runs from base 1 to 1356 and encodes 451 amino acids. The transcript has a single exon. Gene Ontology annotation, biological process: G protein-coupled receptor signaling pathway. The record is from RefSeq and is a predicted model, not a curated record.